Messenger RNA from Chaetomium fimeti, 2145 nucleotides. RefSeq lists its product as uncharacterized. The record is from RefSeq and is a predicted model, not a curated record. Lineage: Eukaryota; Fungi; Ascomycota; Sordariomycetes; Sordariales; Chaetomiaceae. Bases 227 to 2011 code for a protein of 594 amino acids. The transcript is spliced from 3 exons.
UCGAGGAAAGACAUCAUUGUUCUUGAAAUGAUUCCCUAUAAGGGUUUGAUCUGAUGUUGGUGCUUUGCUUUGCUGUCGGCGAUCGACACUCGCACAACGACAGACGUUGAAUCUUGAUUCUACCCACACCUAGUGUGCUCCAAAUCUCCAUUUUCCCCGCUUCCUUGGCUCUCUUGAAUUUCCUAUCUAUCUGCUCGGCUCGUCAGCCACAGCGAACAGCCUCAACAUGUCCGACUUCGAGUCGGUACCCCUUCCCCCCAGCCUCAGGAAGCGCUUCUACGAGCCCGUCAUCUUGCUGGAUGCCCUCAGAGGGGUUUACCGGCAAGACGAGAGUAUUUCUGAGCCCGACCUGGAAAGUGGCACGGGCAAGUCUCAGAAGGAAACCUACUUCUGCUUCCUCAACAAGCUCAGCCAGAUUUGCGACAGCCAAAAAAAGAAGGACUUCGGCAAGACUGUCAGCGCCAUCGUAGUCCUGGAACCGGGCAGCAUCGAAUACCGCUUGGCAUCGAAUAAGCGGGAUAGCCGUGAGUUGGACACGGCUACCGAGUACUUGACCGACAUCUUGAACGUCCUCGGCCAUGUCACAGACCAGCAAGUCAAUGACAAGGCUUUUAUGGCCACCGUCUCCUCCGGGAUUUUGCACAAGAUCCUCGCCUUCAACCGCACUCGAGUCGAGCUUUAUUUAAACGACUUGGUUGAAAAUGACCGGCUGGAUUUCUGCGUUAACUCUUCCGCUACGGGCCAGACGGCGGACGCCAAGUCCGUUGCCGAAGCACUGCGCAGUCUCCAGCCACACAUCCAAGCAGCCAGGGGCGCUUCACAACUGAGCAAUGAUGAUUUCGUCCGCCACUCAGAAGCCCUCCUCCAAACCAUCCACAAGCACUACGAACCCACGCUAGAAGACUACAUGAAGCAGAAGACACGCGGCGAGAACAACAUGGUCGACAGCCCCUGGAACGACGUCCGACACGCGCUCGGCCGUCUCCUUUCCUACUUCAUCGCCAUCAAGGUGCUCAUCUCGGCGCGCAAGUACUGGCCGCGCCUCUUCGUCGACUUCGAAGUCACCUCGAUCCCCUCCAGCCAACCCCAAUCCGACCCGCCCGCGAUCCGGCGCAACGCGAGCGGCAUCAUCAGCCGCAUGUCGCGCAGCAAGGCCGUGGCCGACGCCUACCAGGAGCGCGCCCGGCACCUGCAAGCGCACAAGCUCGACGAGCGGAUCCGCGACCGGGUCAAGCCGAACCGCUUCCAGCCCAUCGUGCACGCCGAAGUCAACCUCCUGACCUCGGUGCUCGCCUCCCAGGCGGCCGCGGAGCGCGACGGCGAGGACCCGCUGCGCUUCUUCCACGAGGCCGAGUUCGGCGCCUACAUCGGCAGCAGCAAGCCGACCUGCCUGCUGUGCGCGCAGUACUUCAAGGCCCACCCCUCGGGCGUCGCCUGCCGCGCCUCCCACGGCAACCUGUAUUUCAACUGGCGCGCGCCGGAUGUGUCGGUCGACGACGGGCCCGCCGCCGACCAGCAGCGCCGCGACAUCCUCGAGGCCAUGGUGAAGGAGGUCCGCAACGAGACCACGCGCGCGAUCCUCGAGCGCUCGUAUACCCGCCGCAAGCACGACUCGUGGGAUACGCCGUCGAAUCCGCUGAGGAGUAGUACCGUUGGGGCGACGCUGGGUUGGGGAGCGGAGGAGGAUGAGUUGGCGAGUCGGAUGGGCCAGGUGAAUCUGGAUACUAGGGGGUCGAUGAGGAGUGGCGGGGUGAUGGGGACGGAUAGGAGGUCGGCGAGGAGCGGAGGGGGGAUGGGUGUGGAUAGGGGUUCGGUAAGGAGCGGAGGAGGGUUGGAUAUGCUGGCAAGGGCGAGGGGGAUUGAUCAAGCGUCUACGAUGGGCCAGAUCAACGAUACGUCUUCGAUGAGGGCUUGGAGUGACGGGUCGCGGGAGACGACCCCUGAGGCUCCGACGCAUGUUGAGGAUAACGAGGAAGAUGAUGACGAGGAUGGCGGAGGCGCGAAGCUCUGAAAGGUGGACGAGUUCUGUGCCGUGUUUCGGGCGACGGUUUCGGCCCGCAGUCUCUUUUUUCAUAUAUAUUGUGUGUACGUCGGUUAUGAUCUUAACGCCAGGGAUUUCGCAUCAAAUCAUUACUUCGUCUCGCU